AUGAACGCCCCCGAUCGCUUCGAGCUCUUUGUCUUGCCCGAUGGUGUCAAGAAGCUCACCAUCACACCCGACACAAAGAUCCCGAACGCAGCCACGUUCAAAGUCGAAAAAGAGGACCAUACACUCGCUAAUAUGCUCAGAAUGCAAUUGCUCGAGGAUCCAAAGGUGCUGUUUGCAGGAUACAAAAUGCCACAUCCUUUAGAUCACUACUUUAUCCUGAAGGUCCAAACCACUCCCGACACAACCCCAGCACAUGUCCUUGGAAACGCCCUCACAGAACUCAUCCAGAACGUCGGAAGCAUGAAGAAUAAAUUUGAGGUAAGGGACUGGACUAGAUUUCCCUUGAAAUCGAAUGGAUCGACAUCGAUGAGACGUUUUUCUGCAACGUUUCGGACAACUGUUCACAACCUGCUCAUUUUUUUCCCCACUAGAUGGAGCUGA
Messenger RNA from Gamsiella multidivaricata, 441 nucleotides. RefSeq names its product DNA-directed RNA polymerase. Gene Ontology annotation, biological process: transcription by RNA polymerase II. NCBI's taxonomy places the organism in Eukaryota, Fungi, Mortierellomycota, Mortierellomycetes, Mortierellales, Mortierellaceae. The coding region runs from base 1 to 441 and encodes 146 amino acids. The transcript has 3 exons. Gene Ontology annotation, molecular function: DNA binding; protein dimerization activity. Gene Ontology annotation, cellular component: RNA polymerase II, core complex. The record is from RefSeq and is a predicted model, not a curated record.